AGAUCAGUAGGCAUUGGCCCCUGGCAAGUCGUAAUGGACAUUGGACCAGAACACCCUUCCACCACCUCCUUCCUUUCAAAGAAUAAUAAUAAUAACAAGAAUAAUACACACUACUUAUUUAAAUAAAUAAAUCGUUCCUUGUAUAUUUCCUAAUAAUUCUACUUUUAAUCUUCUUCCUUGACAAUUCUCCUCUACGCGUUUUUCCCGGCCGCCGGAGAAAUCAGCCAUGGCAUCUCGAAUCGUCAAACGAGUCCUCCAAAACCGCGCCGGUAACAUCUUCUCAGCCGGCGGCGCGUUUCCUUCAAUUCAGCGAUCUUUCUCCUCUUCGUCGGAUCUCAUCACCGCCACUCUUUUCCCCGGCGACGGUAUCGGCCCCGAAAUCGCCGAGUCCGUUAAACAGGUAUUUAGAAUUGCCGAGGUGCCAAUUCAAUGGGAAGAGCACUUUGUGGGAACAGAAGUAGAUCCCAGAACUCAGAGUUUUCUGACAUGGGAAAGUCUAGAAUCAGUUAGAAGGAAUAAGAUUGGUUUGAAAGGACCAAUGGCUACUCCCAUUGGGAAAGGGCAUCGUUCUUUGAACCUUACGUUGAGGAAAGAGCUUAACCUUUAUGCUAAUGUUAGGCCUUGCUACAGUCUCCCUGGCUACAAGACUCGUUAUGAUGAUGUAGACCUCGUCACCAUACGUGAAAACACUGAAGGAGAGUACAGUGGUCUCGAACAUCAGGUCGUGAGAGGGGUAGUAGAAAGUAUCAAGAUUAUUACUCGUCAGGCAAGUUUGAGGGUGGCCGAGUAUGCUUUUCACUAUGCCAAGGCUCAUGGAAGAGAGAGGGUGUCUGCAAUACACAAAGCAAACAUUAUGCAGAAAACUGAUGGUCUUUUUCUCAAGUGUUGUCGGGAGGUUGCAGAGAAAUACCCUGAAAUAAAAUACGAGGAAGUUGUCAUUGACAAUUGCUGUAUGAUGCUUGUCAAGAAUCCAGCUCUUUUUGAUGUCCUGGUGAUGCCUAACCUCUAUGGAGAUAUUAUUAGUGACUUGUGUGCUGGUCUCAUUGGAGGCCUGGGACUAACACCAAGCUGCAACAUUGGCGAGGGAGGUGUUGCUCUUGCAGAGGCUGUACAUGGUUCUGCACCUGAUAUAGCCGGGAAGAACAAGGCAAAUCCUACUGCACUGCUUUUGAGUUCUGUUUCGAUGUUGCGCCAUCUUGAACUUCAUGACAAAGCUGAUCGGAUUCAAAAUGCCAUUCUCGACACAAUUGCUGAAGGGAAAUACCGAACUGCUGACCUAGGCGGCUCUUCCUCAACAAGCGAUUUUACAAAAGCAAUAUGUGAUCAUCUUUAAAGAUUGGAGUCUGCUUAUAGUUUAAAUUUUUGCAGAAGGGGCUGCCAAGAUAUUGGUACUUUGUGAUUCAUUUUUUGUAGAUGUUUUUGCUUCAUUUAUAUUUUCGACGGGAAUAAGACACAUCAUUGUGAGUGUUUACAGCAAGUUAUAUCUUCAUUUGACGUGCCCCAAAACGGAGAGACUCACUUGUUACUGGUGAUGAAUUAAAGUUAUUUGGGACAUCUCACUCGUUGACUUCCACUCCAACUUGUGGAAAAACUGUUACAUAUUUGGCAAAGGGAUACUCUCUGUAUUACGCACGGUCUGUAAAUCAUGCAUGAAAAAGAACCGGAAUCCAUGAUGGAUGGGCAUAAUUUAUUUACUCAA
Daucus carota subsp. sativus is the source of this 1699-nucleotide messenger RNA. Its product is annotated as isocitrate dehydrogenase [NAD] catalytic subunit 5, mitochondrial. Lineage: Eukaryota; Viridiplantae; Streptophyta; Magnoliopsida; Apiales; Apiaceae. Gene Ontology annotation, molecular function: magnesium ion binding; NAD binding; isocitrate dehydrogenase (NAD+) activity. Gene Ontology annotation, cellular component: mitochondrion. The coding region runs from base 227 to 1333 and encodes 368 amino acids. Gene Ontology annotation, biological process: tricarboxylic acid cycle; isocitrate metabolic process. The record is from RefSeq and is a predicted model, not a curated record. The transcript is spliced from 7 exons.